Messenger RNA from Ostrinia furnacalis (Asian corn borer), 2037 nucleotides. RefSeq names its product putative thiamine transporter SLC35F3. Lineage: Eukaryota; Metazoa; Arthropoda; Insecta; Lepidoptera; Crambidae. The transcript has 9 exons. Bases 290 to 1789 code for a protein of 499 amino acids. The record is from RefSeq and is a predicted model, not a curated record.
AAGAAAGAAAAUCUCGGGAAAAUGGUUCUGUUUUUUCUGAACUUCGAAUUAAAAACAUUUUAGCGUUAUUUUUAUAGUUUAAUUGGUUGGACAAAGUGUCGAAAACAUAUUUUUGACCAUGUAUUCUGUGAAUAAAUCAUGUUUUUGUUAGAGAAGAAUCAGCUGACGCUUACGCUAAACGAAACAAAAAUAUUUUUACACGAAGAAUGAAUUAAUUUAAAAUAUUUGAGGGGUUUCACAGGGUGUUUACUAUUUUCGCAAUGUGUAUGUUAUAUUGGUAGCCAGCAAAAUGGCAAGGGACGGAGACUUGCCGACUAUUUUCAAUCCGAAGCGCGUCCGAGCGCCGUCUGUGAUAAUAACAAGUGAGGAGGUGGUGGAGAGCGAAAGAGGUGCUGGAGAUGGAGACAGAGAGCGUCCGAAUGGACCUCCGACCCCGCUGAGCCCGCGCGCUCCGCUGACGCCGCAGGUGUCGGUGUGCUCGGCGCCUCCGCUGACGACGCAGCCCUCCCUGCAGCAGGCCUACAGCGAGUCCGCUACCAGCAGCCAGGAUGAGGAACGACAGUUGCGAGAUAAGAAAUGUCCAAGAUCUUGUUGCUCAAAGUUUGCUAAAAAGAUUUACUAUGGCAUCUGUGUCACACUCAUUCUCACCAUUUCUUGGGUAACAGCAACGCACUGCGUCAAGCAUAUGUACUUGGAAGAGUACCCACCUAACACAUAUGGGUUGAUUCACAGCACCGAGCCUUCAUCAGUUUUGUACAAUAAUUAUACAACAAGACUUCGCUCUCAUAAUCUCUACAAUGCCCCAUUCUUCACUGCAUGGUUCUGCACCAACUGGCUCAUCCUGUUCUACCCUCUCUACUUGAUAGUGAUGUUGAUACACAACAAGUGCAAGUCGGCUAACGAUAUUGUCUAUGAUGCAUUUACUGACUUUAGGGACAAGGGAUUCACAUUUGCUCGUUUUAUAAGCCGGUGUGGUCUCUUCUGCUUGCUGUGGGUAGUCACAGUGUACAUGCACACCUACUCUCUGAAGAUACUGCUUUCCACGGAUGUGGUGGCGCUGUUUGCAACCAACGUUUCCUGCAUCUAUCUCCUAUCUUGGGUCAUUCUUCAUGAGCAGUUUGUUGGGGUCAGGAUCGUGGCGGCGAUCCUGUGCGACACGGGCAUCGCUCUGCUGGCUUACAUGGAUGGCAUUACGGGUAGCUCAACUCUCGGCGGUGUCGUUCUGGCCGCCUGCGCUGCCGCCGGCUUCGCUAUAUUCAAGGUGCUGUUCAGAAAAGUGAUGGGCGAAGUGAACGCGGGACAGCGUGCGCUUUUCUUCUCGAUCCUGGGCGUCGUCAACGCGUCCCUUCUGUGGCCAGUGUGCCUGGCUCUGUAUUUAACGGGCUCGGAGAUGCUGCCGUCGCAGCGGAUGCCCUGGAUACAUCUUCUGGUGGCCGGGGUGGCUCUGCUGGUGUUCCACUUGGUGUUCCAAUUCGGGAACAUCAUGACUUACAACAUCUUCGUGUCACUCGGCCUUAUAACCGCAGUUCCGGUUUCGGCAGCAUUGGACGUGGUGCUUUAUGGAGUCCAAUUCGAGGGUAUGAAGCUGGCCGGGAUAAUAUUAAUAACGGUCGGCUUUUUCUUGGUCAUGUUCCCUGAUAACUGGCCCGACUACAUCAUGAGGCUGUUGAAAUGGAGCCGCCGCCGCCAGCGCGGCCACAACGGGUCCGGCCGGCGCGGCGACGCCAUGGACUACCGCACCGGCUACAUCCGCUCGCACCUGCGCUCGCCGUCCGGCCGCGUGCGGUGACCGCCCGAGCCCGCGCCCAGCUAGGCCCGGCCCGGCCGCACCCAGCGCCGUAUGCAGUCCUUCUAGCUUCGUCUUGUAGGCUGGACCAUUCGGAAUGACGCAAAAGGGUAGACACACCCUGGACUAUUGGCAUGAUUUUUGUGAGCUGUCAAAAUGAUAUUGUAACUGUAUUAUAACGUCAUCAAGUCGCAAAUUCAAUUGAGCAAUCAAACAUCGAAUUUUACAGCUAAUUGAAAACUAACUCUGUU